AUGGACAACCCCCAGGCCAGGCUGACUGUGGUGGUGGAAGUAGAACCGGGAAGAGGAUCAGAGUUGAUAUAUAGUCCAUCUUUCUCAGGCCCUGAGGAGACCUGUUACCCCACACUCCUUCUGGAGGGGUCCAAGAGCAUCCGUCUGCUUCAGCCGGGCACUCUAGACACUCAGGAACAAUGCAUCACCUUUGACAGAGUCCUGGGCUCUGAUGCUGCUCAGGAGGCUGAGCAGGAGCUGCUGGCACGAGUCCAGUCCACACUAGGCCUGGUAGCCCAAGGGUACAGUGUGGCCCUACUGCUUCGGGGUCGGGAAACAGAAACACCCCGGCUUGUACCUCAGCUGUUGCAGAUGCUGUUUGAGGAAGCUCAGCCGCACAGCGGCCCUGAUCCUGUGCUUGUUACCCUUAGCCUGGUGCAGCUCAGCCCUAGUGGGAGGACUCAGGACCUGCUCUCUCCAGGGACAGAGAACUUGUCCGUGCUCAAUGUGUCUCCUCUGGGCUUGGUGGUGGAAGAUGCUAGCGAGGUGGAAGUGUCUGACUCAAGAGCUGCCUCAGAGCUGUACUUGCAGGCUGCAGGGGAUGAAGGCAGGGCCUGCUCUCUGCUCACUGUCACCAUAUCUUGCCCAGGGCCUGAUCCUCCUGAGGGGCCUGGGACCCAGGGCAUGUGGCGAGGGGCUUUGAGGAUCCUUCAGCUGCCCAGAGCCCUAGAUUGCCCCCUGCUGCAGGUGUUGGCUGGUAGGGCUACUGGUGAGGAGGUGGAGGGCUCUCUGCCUUGGAUUGUCUCACGACUCCUGGAAGGAAACAACUACAGUGGCCUCCUUCUUCGCCUGGACCCUCAAGGUGGCUCCCUGAGCCUGCUCUGGGCUGCUCUGUUGGGGGCCGAGGAAAGGAGGAUGCAGGUGAAACAGGUGAGGCCCAUCCUGUGGGACGGAGUAGAAGAGGCCCGGGCCCACCGGGCUGGCCUUAAGAGCCUGCGUUCAGGCCUCCUUGGAGACAACCUGACAGACAGCGGGCUCAGCCAGUUGGGCAGGGCACUUCGAGAGUUGCAGGUGAUAAAAGCCUGCAGUCAGUGCCCAGGAAGCCAGCCACUCAAAAGGGUCAAAGCUGAGGCUGUGGAGCUCCCAAAACUACAGGACUCUGAGGAGAGGCAGAGAUGCAACCGGGAACAGAGAGUGCUGAGACUCCAGCUGGAAGCACUUCAGGCAGAGAAGGACAAUGCAGAGCAGGACCUCGUAGCCCUUUAUGAGUUGCAUGUGCAGGCUGCCCGAGCUCAGACACGCCAUAUGCUGCAGGUAUUACGAACCUGGCGAAGGCUAUGGGAGGAGCAGGCUGUGACCACAGAGCAUCACCACCGCAGCCUGCUGGCUGGUGUCCUGCAAGACAACAUCAACCUGGCCACGCAGAACCAGGAGCUCCGAGCCCAGAACCAGCAACUUCGGCAGGGAAUACACUAGGCUGAGGCCAGUCCUGGUGGAUUGCUGCCCUGGAGAGAAAUUUGGUGAUCAGUAGUCCUGCAGGGAUAGCUCCUUUCUCUUCAUUCUUAAGGGUUCUAGAAGGGAGAGGGAGCUGGGAUACAAUAACCAAGCUGAUUUUCAUUAUGGAUAAUUAACAAUACCAAUAACCAAGUCCUGUUGUGCCAGUCCCUGUUAAACGCCUCAUAUCCACUACUUUUUAGUCUUUCCCACUACCCUACAUGGUAGUAGAUACCAUUUAAUCCCCAUUUCAGGGGUAAGGCAACUAAUGCUUGGAGAGGUUAAAUAACUGCCCAAGGAUAGUCAGCUAAUAAGUGACAAAUUCAAGCCUGGUUGGCCAGAGUUCUACACUGUAGACAGUAGUGGGUUUGCAAGAUGCAGUGUGCAUUGGAAUCAUUUCAGCUCAUUAAAGAAAAAGAAAAAAGAAAAAAAAAGAUUCCCAAGCCCUACCCUAUUCCCUAAGAUUUUCCAAUAGGUCUGCCUUUUGAAAAUUAUUUUAUGUUAUGUUAAACUUACUAGGUAUUCUUCCAAGGAGCAGGGCCUGAUGUCCCUCUGGCCAUGAGAAGAGAGGACAGGAUUAUCAGUGAGGGAACCAGAGGAAAUGAGAAUCAAAGCCAUAUUGAAAGCAUGAGUUCUCUAGCCUAAAAUCUAGUUUGUCCUGCCAGGCCCAGUACCUUCUAUUUCCAAGAAUUCCUCUGAAUUCCCUAGGACCCACGUUUUGUACUUCAGAGAAAUUUGGAAAGUUCUAUGAUAGAACAGUCUCCACUCCAUGGAGCCCUAAAGAAGAUAACACUCCUGGCAACAACUAGGAGAAAAGUGUCUUCUCCUAGC
This is a messenger RNA of Nyctereutes procyonoides (raccoon dog), 2304 nucleotides long. RefSeq lists its product as uncharacterized. The record is from RefSeq and is a predicted model, not a curated record. The coding region runs from base 1 to 1455 and encodes 484 amino acids. Lineage: Eukaryota; Metazoa; Chordata; Mammalia; Carnivora; Canidae. The transcript has 13 exons.